ACAUAUAACAGGGAAAUAUGUUAUUAUUUAUAUAUUGUAAUCAUCUACAGAAACACGUUUUCUAAUAGUGUAUUGUAUGUCCUUGCAUUUUUGUUCUCAUAUUUUUGCUAAAACCCAAUAAUUGAAAACAAGAAAGUGCCUUUAUGGUACUGUUCUGAACUAGAAGGUUUUAAUUUCAGGGCCACUAGGAGAGUUUCCACCACAUUCUUUUAAAAAAAAUGUCUUCAGACCUAACAAAUGAUAACAUCUAUUGUUAUGAAUGUUUUUCCUUCCACAGUGUGGCCUUGGAGAUAUAUUAUCUUAUCAAGAAAAGAGAUGAAAAUAGAACUUUGGAAAUAUUUGAUGAACGUAUAUUCCCACUUCACCGAGGACAGGUUCUGGAAGAACACUUUAUGUUUGAUCCUACACACAAAGUGAUUUGCAGAUUUAUGCUUACUCUGUUUUGUAUCAAAAGGCUAGAUGCUGACUUAGCAAUCAUAAGUUUGGUAUACGUAAAAAGACUUGUAAAGUGUGCUAAUAUCAACAUUUGUCCAUCCAACUGGAAGAGGAUUAUCUUCGGAGCCAUUCUUCUUGCCAUCAAGUUUGGGAGCAAUGUGGCUGUGUGCAAUAAAGACUUAUGCAAGCACUUUGAGAAAAUUACAGUUGACCAUAUGUGAGUUUGUACAGUUUUUUUGAACUUUUUAACCAUUCUUGAAUACUUUAUUUGCUCCCAUAAACUUAAACACUUUGAGAAAUACUUUUAAAGAUUACAUUAUGCAGAUAAUAAGAAUGGGCAUAAAUACCACAUACUCUUUCUCCCCAGCUUUAGAAGAACAGUUCAUAUUUUUCACUAUUCAUUGGUAGGUCUUGGUAAAUUGCCAUUGUAAUGAUCUCAUAAAUGGAAAAGUAUUUUUCUGGUGAAUGUUUUUGGCAAAUAUCUUACCAGUGUACAAUGAGAAACAUAAUAGUACAGUCAAUUUGCUUACGGCUUUUACAAGCUGCCUGCAAGUUCUAGUCUCUUUGUGAGGAGCGCCUCUCUGGCCUUUGAAAUAAUUGUUUGCCCAUUGACAGGUCUGGGGCCUCUGCAUUGUGAAGUAUAGCUUCACCCUGAGCCAUACAUUGUGUAUUUGCAUUUGUUGCUGUCCUCCCACUUUUCUCUGAAGACCCAUUUUAUAGAAACCUUGAGAUACAGAAUAGCCACAGUUCCCUGUGCCCCUGUCCUCUCCCCAUUAGGAGUGUUGCAUCACUGGGCUGAUGAGUUAGUGU
Molecule: messenger RNA, 1245 nt
Organism: Sapajus apella (tufted capuchin)
Lineage: Eukaryota; Metazoa; Chordata; Mammalia; Primates; Cebidae
Product: cyclin-Y-like protein 2
Exons: 4
Coding region: 219-656 (145 amino acids)
Biological process (GO): regulation of canonical Wnt signaling pathway; regulation of protein kinase activity
Cellular component (GO): plasma membrane
Molecular function (GO): cyclin-dependent protein serine/threonine kinase activator activity
Source: RefSeq, a predicted model, not a curated record